Messenger RNA from Hyalella azteca, 3325 nucleotides. Its product is annotated as glutamate-gated chloride channel. Gene Ontology annotation, cellular component: membrane; synapse; neuron projection. Gene Ontology annotation, molecular function: transmembrane signaling receptor activity; neurotransmitter receptor activity; extracellular ligand-gated monoatomic ion channel activity. The record is from RefSeq and is a predicted model, not a curated record. NCBI's taxonomy places the organism in Eukaryota, Metazoa, Arthropoda, Malacostraca, Amphipoda, Hyalellidae. Gene Ontology annotation, biological process: signal transduction; chemical synaptic transmission; chloride transmembrane transport.
CGUCACUAAUAACCAGUAACUGCCCAGUUACAAAUGAUCAGUAACUAUCCCGUCACUAAUAACCAGUAACUGUAUUACCCACAGAUGCCGUGAAGACAACACAACUGUUCACAUACACAAGUCCCGACCAACGCACUCAGAAACUCCUAAGCUUCAGACUCCAAACCCCACCACUCCCCAUCUCCUCGAGGCUAGUAUCCCAAAGAAUGGAUCGAGAUUCAUCCUAAGCAAGGCGAGAUCCCCCUAAGCAAGGCGAGAUUCCCCCUAAGUGACGCAAGAUUCCCCCUAAGUGAGGCAAGAUUCCCCCUAAGUGAGGCAAGAUACCCCUAAGCAAGGCAAGAUUCCCUCUAAGUGAGGCAAGAUUCCCCCUAAGUGCGGCAAGAUUCCCCCUAGGCAAGGCAAGAUUCCCCCUAAGUGCGGCUAAAUUCCCCCUAAGUGAGGCAAGAUCCCCAACUGCCGGGGCCACAAUGGACACAAUCGAGGCUGUUCCUCCUCUAGAGGAAGCGAGAUUGUUCUCAAGAGUCUCUAGCAUCUCAAGAGUCUCUAGCAUCUCAAGAGUGUCUAGCAUCUCUAGAGACUCUAGCAUCUCUAGAGUCUCUAGCAUCUCUCGAGACUCUAGAAGUGAAGAGGAGUUAGUGAGAGGGAGGCGAGGAGUGGUGGGGAGAGUGAAGGGGAGCUGGGGAGGCGGAGGCUGCCUCAUGAGGCACACGACGAGGAUAUUGCUGCUGGCGGUGCUCUGCUUCGUCUCCAGCAACCCCAUGGCGCUCGCCGAACCCAACCACUCGAAGGACAUCUCGAGUUCAAACCUACGACAAAUGGAGAAAUUAAUCCUGGACAACAUCAUCGGCCCCGACAACUACGACAAGCGGAUUAGGCCCGCUGGCGUCAACGAUACUGGUCCGACGGAGGUUCACAUCAACAUCAUGAUCCGCAAUGUGCAGACCAUUUCUGACGUCAGGAUGGAGUACAGCAUUCAGAUCACCUUCAGGGAGCAGUGGCUGGACUCCAGACUCAAGUUCGACAGCAUGGCGGGUCGCAUCCAGUACCUAACUCUGACGGACACAAACAUGGUCUGGAUGCCCGACUUGUUCUUCAAGAACGAGAAGGACGGACACUUCCAUAACAUCAUCUUGCCUAACCUCUACAUCAGGAUAUUCCCCGAUGGCGGCGUUCUCUACAGCAUCAGGAUCUCCCUGACGCUGUCGUGCCCUAUGGACCUGAAGCUCUUCCCUCUGGACCGCCAGCAGUGCCAGCUACAGAUGGCAUCGUGUACCUACAGCUGCCUUCAGGUUGACUUGGUGUUCAAGAGAGAAUUCUCGUUCUACUUGAUCCAAUACUACGUACCAUGCUGCAUGCUGGUGGUGGUUUCGUGGGUCAGCUUCUGGCUUGAUGCCCAAUCCGUACCGGCACGCGUGUCGCUGGGCGUCACAACUCUGCUCACCAUGUCAACUCAGACCUCCAGUAUUAACCAGUCGUUGCCACCUGUCUCCUACACUAAGGCCAUCGACGUAUGGACGGGCGUGUGUUUGACGUUUGUGUUUGGUGCUCUGCUUGAGUUUGCCCUCGUCAACUACGCGUCGCGGUCCGACAAACACAGAGAGAAACUCAAGGAUAAGAUCAAGGAGUGGGAAGUGGAGCAUCAGGCCGUGCUCCAGGCCCAGAUGGAGCAAGCGGAGCACGGCAACCCUGGCGACCCACACUCCGGCUUUGCCAUGAAGCCCCUGGUGUCCCGCCACAACGGGGCCAUGGGUCCCACCGGCGACAAGACCCAGCCCUGCCAGGUGCACCUGACGCAGACCCGCAAGGAGUGCUGCCACAGCUGGCUCGCCAAGUUCCCAACCCGCAGCAAGCGUAUCGACGUCAUCUCCCGCAUCAUCUUCCCGAUGGUCUUUGCCUUCUUCAACCUGGCUUAUUGGAGUACUUAUCUCUUCACAGAGGAGGAGGAGAUUCCUAAACAGCAGUAAGGAGUUUUGAGAGGAGAAAAUUUCCUAGGAAGAAUAAAGAGCUCAAAAGGAGCUGAUUCUCAAGUAAUGAUAAAGCGGUUCAAGAUGUACAUGUUCCCAAGUAUGAAUAAAACGGUUCAAGAGGUACAUGUUCCCAAUUAUGAAUAAAACGGUUCAAGAGGUACAUGUUCCCAAUUAUGAAUAAAACGGUUCAAGAGGUACAUGUUCCCAAGUAUGAAUAAAGCGGUUCAAGAGGUACAUGUUCCCAAGUAUGAAAAAAUGGUUCAAGAGGUACGUACAUGUUCCCAAGUAUGAAUGAAACGGUUCAAGAGGUACAUGUUCCCAAGUAAGAAUAAAGAGAUUCGAUUGGUGCAUGUUCCGAAGUGGCAUGGCUGGAGCUGAUUUAGAAGCUAGAAUAAAGGUCUUCAAUGAUGCAGAGUAAAAAGCAGUAAAAAAAAGGGCUCGGGUGAAGCUUAUUCUCAGGGUUAAUUGGAAGGUGUGGUAUGGCGGAAUUUUAGUCUAGAAAAAUUCAGCAAAAAAACUUCUAAAAAUUUUGAUAAACUAAAAAAUUUCUAACUCUCGACGAGAAGAAAAUUUCAAGACCAGAACGGUAAGGAUUCGGAAGGUAGAAGAUUCUUAAGCGCGAAUUAAAUGUGAUGCUGAGGCACAAGCGAUUGCCCGAACUCAUAUGGAGUUGUGCUAUGAAGCGAUCUCCGAUUUGUCGAAUCGAUUGCUACGAACCGACCUCCGGGUUCACACGAACUGGUAACAUUUGUGUAACGAACAGAUAUCCGAUUGGUCGAACCGAUUGCUACGAACCGACCUCCGAGCUCACACGGACUGGUAACAUUUGUGUAACGAACAGAUGUCCGAUUCGCCAGAACUUCGAACGACGACUUGUGCAAGCGGAGUUGAUUAAACGAAAUUUGGGCGCAUUUUGAGUUUGAGGUGUGAGAGACUCGAACUUGCGAUUCUUUACUUUACUAGUGAAUAUUAUAUUGCUAGUGUUACUGUAUCAGCUUUUUCUUGUUAGCAUCUUACCCACAGGACAUGUAACGUUGAAUUCACGUUCAUUAAUCGUUGUUUGAGUGAAAACAGCUCGCAAUUAACGUGGCUAUGCAACCGGCGGAGUUACAAGGAAGGUUGUUGUUGUAUAACUGCUCAGAUCGAAUCUUAACCUCUGUUGUGGUGUGCUCACUGAUAGCUUGAGUUAAAAAAAUGUGCUUUAGAGAUGUUGUUAUUAUUACGUGAAAGUUUUAGUGAGUUGUAAACUUUAUGCUUUGUGUCUAAAUAUCAGAGAAGUAGAGUAUUAUAUAAAUAUAAGAUUAUUACAGGGAAUGAGUUGCGCACUUUCUUGAAAGAAAAAUAACUUAUAAAUCAAG